AAGAGAGAUGCCAUCGAAGGCCUGUGGCAGAUAAUGAGGCGCCAUCCUUCAGGGCUGAAAAUUGAAGCCAACACGGGAGGUCCAAAAACCUGCAAUUCUCUGAACAGCCAUUUGAGGCUGGCUUGAGAGCCCAACGAAUGAAUGUCCGACAGCGAAUGUGCUGGAGUCAGCAGGAUGGCAUCUUUGACUGUGGCGAGGAGCCAGAGCAUUUAAGCCUGCGGCACCUCUACAUAUUGUUCUGUCUGCCACACAACAAAACCAGGGCCUCCGCUGCAAAAUACAGCCAAGAGCAACACUGCUGAGCUGCAGUCAGAAGAGGCAGGUCAGGGAGCUGCUGGUGUACAAGUCGGUCAGUCACGCAAACAUUUCUUUGCUUACAUUCGGGUUGGAUUUGUUGGUUUUGAGAUACAUGUUGAAAAAUGACCAGCAACGAGGAGGCCAGACCGUUUGGUACCAUGACAACAGCUGCCCCAGAGGACACUCAGGGUGAUGAUAUGAAGUCCAGACAGGAACAAGAGGAGAAACUGAUCCUCACAGCCUGGCAAAGCAUGUCCUCAGCUCUGCAGCAGCACAGUUUGUGCAAAGACUCCAGACCUCCAGGCCCGACUCAGUCUUUCCUGGCCAAGCAGAGGCAGUCCACCCAGGCCAGGAGGGUGCUCUCCCCCCAGCUGCAGCCCAGGUAG
Epinephelus fuscoguttatus (brown-marbled grouper) is the source of this 683-nucleotide messenger RNA. Its product is annotated as protein Hook homolog 2-like. Bases 420 to 683 code for a protein of 87 amino acids. NCBI's taxonomy places the organism in Eukaryota, Metazoa, Chordata, Actinopteri, Perciformes, Serranidae. The record is from RefSeq and is a predicted model, not a curated record. Gene Ontology annotation, biological process: cytoplasmic microtubule organization. The transcript is spliced from 5 exons. Gene Ontology annotation, molecular function: microtubule binding.